AUGGCUAGGUCUCAGUCACCGACCUCACCGGCCCGUACCGAAGUCGACCACUCCAAGAACGAUGGCCAAGACAACGAGGAAAACGGCGUGCACCAUCGUCACCAAAAACCUCACCACUCUGUUGGAUUCUGGCACCCAUCAAUGAAAAAAGUUCGCGCCCAUGUCAUUCGGUUAUGGAUUCAGACGAUCAGCAUCCUCUUUCUUUUCAUCCUCGCAGUCUUAUCAAUGUACUGGGCUGUUCUCUUCCGUACCGAGGACAACCUGAGAUCAAUCAUCGUCCAUGUCGUCGACUUUGAUGGACAGUUUUCUCCGUACGAAUCAGUACAGCCAAUUGUUGGGCCAGCAGUUGUACAGACCGCGCAGAAGUCACUGGACAAGCCAGGCCCGUCACUGGGAUGGACUAUCUUACCGCCUUCAUAUUUCAACAACGAUCCUACAGCAGUGAGAAUGGCCGUGUACGACUGGGAUAGUUGGGCGGCUGUGAUAAUUCACCCCAAUGCUACAGCAGCUCUCCAAGAGGCCGUUGCGACUGGAGAUGCAAACUACGACCCCUCAGGCUCAGUGCAGAUCAUUAUACAAACCGCGAGAGAUUCGACAACGUACCAGAGCGACAUUUCACCUUACAUCACCCAAUUUACGGAGCAAUUUACGCAACAAUUUGGAAAGCAAUGGGGCCAGACUGUUAUGUCCAACACGUCCUUGAGUCGAGAUAACCUCGCGAGAGCAUCUUCUGCUGUCAACCCCGGCAUUGCGCCACUGAUGAUUGAUCUACGCCCCUUCCAGCCUGCUACUGCUACACCUGCAGUGAGCAUUGGUCUAAUUUACUUGAUCAUCAUGGCAUUCUUCUCUUUCUCUUUCUUCUUGCCAAUUCACUCAAAAUACGUACAACCGCAGGGUCAUCCACCUUUACACUUCUGGCAGCUCAUCAUCUGGAGAUGGCUAGCUACGAUCGUCGCCUACUUCAUCAUCUCCCUCAGCUAUAGCUUAAUAUCUCUCGCCUUCCAGAUACCGUUCAGCGCGCCCCCAGCUUCACCAACGGAGCCAGCCCCUACAUUUGGAGCUACAGCUUAUGGCCGCGGCACCUUCCCAGUCUACUGGAUGCUCAACUUUGUUGGCAUGUCCGCUCUAGGCCUCGCCUGCGAAAACGUCGCAAUGAUUAUUGGGCAGCCAUGGACGGCUCUGUGGCUCAUUUUUUGGGUCAUAUCGAAUGUUUCGACAUCCUUCUAUGCCAUCGACCUAUCACCCGGAUUCUACCACUGGGGCUAUGCUUGGCCACUCCACCAGGUUGUUGAGGGCAGUCGCCAGUUGCUCUUCGACUUGCACUCCAGGAUCGGAUUAAACUUUGGCGUGCUUUUCGCCUGGACAGCAGUCAACACUGUGCUCUUCCCAUUCUGUUGCUACUUCAUGCGAUGGAAGACGGAGCACGACAAGAGAAAGGCGGAAAAGGAAAAGGGUCGAUAUGUGGUUGAGACUGAGGAUGGUGAGAAGGAGUAUAAAAAGCCUGAAGGGCAGAAACCACCCAUUAGAAAGCGCGGCUUCAUGAGAGGUCUUUGA
Molecule: messenger RNA, 1554 nt
Organism: Colletotrichum abscissum
Lineage: Eukaryota; Fungi; Ascomycota; Sordariomycetes; Glomerellales; Glomerellaceae
Product: MNNG and nitrosoguanidine resistance protein
Exons: 2
Coding region: 1-1554 (517 amino acids)
Cellular component (GO): membrane
Source: RefSeq, a predicted model, not a curated record